GAAGCUUCGCUUUUGCAGUCUAUAAAAGAAUUCGGCAUCAAGUCAUUGUGAUCUGUGAGUUAGUGACCGCUGCAGUGUUGUGUUGUGUUCUCGUAACCAAAAUAAAAGCCACAACAAUGCACUCAAUGACCGUCGUUGUUCUGCUAUGCGUCGUGGCCGCCGCGGUGGCGCACACGCAGUAUUCGUACUACCCGGAGGAGAAUGUGGAAGUUCCCGCCGAACAACUGUCUCCCGAGUCAGAGGUCCACCAGGAAGGUGCCCUGCGCUCGAAGAGAAGUUUGCUGUUGCUUAAGAAGAAACUGCUCCUAGGAGCGGUGGGCCUGAAGGCGGCGAAAAUCGGCGCCCUUGGAGUGGGAGCAUUCGCCUUGAAGAAAAAGUCAGUACCCCCUCCACCAGUUCGCGUUGUUAACUCCUAUGGCCAUGCUCCGUCAUGGACAGUGGAAGUAGUACAUUGAUUUUCCGGCUAAGCCAAUGCCCUGAUUUGCAAGUUUCCAGAAGAAACAACGUCAGGGAAAUAUUAAUAUAAGUGUACAUUUUUAUAGCCUUAUUGAGGUGCCACUUUUGAGGAAAUGUAAUAUACAGUAGCUUUAAAGUAUCCCACUAGCACUUCGAUAAGCGUUUACUCAUUAAGGAUGCCUACUAAUGCCAUACACUCAAUGUUAUGUCAGAGAGAAAUGUCUGUUACCUGAGAGGGUGUCAAUUAUUGUUAUAAUAUUUAUAACAAAUAAGAUCUUCUCUUUAAUUAGGUGUAUAGGUAGUUGUUUUGUUUUAAAUAAAUGAAUUAAUAGUCCUAA
Ostrinia nubilalis (European corn borer) is the source of this 794-nucleotide messenger RNA. RefSeq lists its product as uncharacterized. Bases 117 to 455 code for a protein of 112 amino acids. The record is from RefSeq and is a predicted model, not a curated record. NCBI's taxonomy places the organism in Eukaryota, Metazoa, Arthropoda, Insecta, Lepidoptera, Crambidae. The transcript has 5 exons.